AUGCGGGUCGAAUUCAGAAUCAAGGGGCAGUGGGGAUUUAUCGAAGGCACAGAACAAAAACCCCAGCCUGAUGAUCAAAUCAACCUUCUCAAAUGGGAAAAAGAAGAUAUGACGGUUUUUUCGUCAAUUCUGAACAACAUAGAGCCACAGCUAAUGCAUAAUCUCGCUGAGUAUCAAACAUCAAGGGCCUUAUGGGAGGCACUGGCAGUAACCUAUGGGGCAGGGACAAAUUCGUUUCAAAUCUACCAUCUACAGAAUGAAGCUGCUAGACGGGUACAAGAAAAUCAGACACUUGAGGCGUACUGGAAUGACCUCCAAGGCCUAUGGUUGGCUAUUGACCGUCGCCGACCAAACCCAAUGACUGGCGACAACAACAUCACAACAUACAACAAAAUUACCCAACAAAACAAACUGUUUAAUUUUUUGGGUGGACUGAAUGGUGACCAUGACAGUAUCAGACGAGAAAUUCUCCGGGAAGACCCACUUCCCUCAGUGGAGGCCGCGUACGGGAAAGUUCGGAAGGAGGCCGCCCAACGCUGA
Messenger RNA from Striga hermonthica, 540 nucleotides. Lineage: Eukaryota; Viridiplantae; Streptophyta; Magnoliopsida; Lamiales; Orobanchaceae. The record is from the annotation of a GenBank genome assembly.